This is a messenger RNA of Nerophis lumbriciformis (worm pipefish), 2220 nucleotides long. The record is from RefSeq and is a predicted model, not a curated record. NCBI's taxonomy places the organism in Eukaryota, Metazoa, Chordata, Actinopteri, Syngnathiformes, Syngnathidae.
AUGGGCAUCCCUGGGCUACUGCAGUUCAUCAAGGAUGCAGGGGAGCCGAUCAAUGUGAAGAAAUACAAAGGCCACACGGUGGCCGUAGAUACAUACUGUUGGCUCCAUAAAGGAGCGUUUUCCUGUGCCGAGAAACUUGCUAAAGGAGAACCGACUGAUCAGUAUGUCUGGUACUGUAUGAAAUAUGUGGACAUGCUGUUUUCCUUCGGUGUGAACCCAAUUCUUGUAUUUGAUGGACGCAAUCUACCUUCAAAACGAGAAGUGGAAAAGGCACGCAGAGCGCGUCGAGAAGCUAACCUUCAGAAAGGCCGGCAGCUGCUACGAGACGGUAAACUUUCCGAGGCUAGAGACUGUUUUACCCGCUGUAUCAACAUCACUCCAGCUAUGGCCCAUAAUCUCAUCAAGGUCGCAAGGGCAAGGGGAGUAGACUGCAUUGUGGCGCCAUAUGAAGCUGAUGCUCAACUGGCUUACCUGACUAAGACUGGUUUGGCUCAUGCAGUCAUCACAGAGGACUCUGACCUUCUAGCAUUCGGCUGUAAAAAGGUGAUCCUAAAAAUGGACAAGCAGGGUAAUGGCCUGGAGAUUGACCAGAGUAACCUGGGCCGAUGUCGCUCUCUGGGCAACAUUUUCACAGAGCAGAAAUUUCGUUAUAUGUGCAUCCUGUCCGGCUGUGACUACUUGGCCUCCCUGCAUGGUAUUGGCCUGGGCAAAGCAUGUAAACUGCUGAAAUUGGCAAAAGACCCUGAUAUCAUAAAGGUGAUCAAGAAGAUGGGCCAGUACUUGAAAAUGGAUCUCGUAGUCCCUCAAGAGUAUAUCGAUGGAUUUGUCAAAGCCAAUGAGACGUUUCUUUACCAGUUAGUAUUUGAUCCUGUCAAUAAGAAGCUUGUCCCUCUUAACCCGUAUGAAGAGGACAUCAACCCGGCUCGUCUCAGCUAUGCUGGGGUCCCUGUCGAAGAUGACACAGCCUUCCAAAUGGCACUAGGAAACCUUGACAUCAACACAAUGGAAAUGAUUGAUGACUUCAACCCAGAAAACCUUGCAACACAGCCCAUAAAACAUCGCAGCAGCAGCUGGAGUGAGAGGCUCAAUCCCACCGGGUUUAGCAUUUGGAGUAGUAGUAAGGCAACAGCUUUAGUACCAGCCCAGCCUGAUGGGUCCCCUGACAGGCCUCCAUCCACCAGGGGGAUGGAGAAAGUCAUCCACUUGGCUGGGGUCAAGCUUCCUGGCAAAAGUGUGCAAGUGAAGAGACUAAGAGAAGAUAGCAGUCUAUCAGACCAGGAUGUUCUGCAGCAGUACUCCUGUGGUGUGAAACGAUCCAAAUCCGACCCAGAGCCAGAAACGUCGAUACCAAUCGGUCAGCAGCGGCCGCGCAACCGCUUUGCCACACUCUUGCAGAGGAGGAACCAGGAUAUCCAGGACCAAGGCCAGGUCAUAAGCAGCAGAUUCUUUAGCAAUUCCAGUUCAACUGCCAGCAUUAUAAAGGAAUCUGCUCAGGUGGGUUUCGUUUAUAGUGGGGAGCCCAAAGCUACAAGCCCUGUUGAGCGCACAUUGGACUCCGACCACAACAACUCAGGCUCUGAAGGCCCAGAAGUCCCUUCGGUGAAAACACCCAGUCCGCCUGUUUCUUCAAAUGACACUUCCUCCAAUUCAGUCAGUCGUGGUCUGAAACUAUUUAACUGGUCAGCCAAUUCGCCCUUUAUCGAUAGAUCACAGACACUCAAGUCCACUUCAGGCCAUGAUGCCUUGCGGAAGUUUCAGUAUAAGAAGUCUGCCAAGUCCUCCAUUGACAGUAACCUAAAAAUGGACGACAACUUUAUGGACUCUCCUCCAAACCAGGACAGCACCUACUUUUCUCAAUCUCAGCCUUCCCUUGUUUCCUUAAACAAAGACGAAACAUCUGGACCCAACUCUUUUCAUCCCACACAUCACCCGUGCUUUGUGGUACGGUGCAAUAAGGCACUGGUUUGGUUCCACAUCCGCUUUCUUGAUGACAAAAUUCCUGUGUUCGUGUGUGAGGACACAUCCAACUUUGUGGAUGCGCAGGUUGCAGGUCUAGCAAAGCCUAAGCACAAUAUUCUGGCUAAAGUCACAAAGGUGCAAGCAUUGGGCCCAGCUCGUGCCAGUGGAUUAAGGAAGAAAUCCUCCCAAAACAACGAGAACAACCCUGGUUCCCAAGCCACUAUUAGCAGCCUGUGGAAGAAUUACAGCUUCAAAAAGUAA